This is a messenger RNA of Macadamia integrifolia, 1572 nucleotides long. RefSeq names its product probable xyloglucan endotransglucosylase/hydrolase protein 28. Bases 214 to 1224 code for a protein of 336 amino acids. Gene Ontology annotation, molecular function: hydrolase activity, hydrolyzing O-glycosyl compounds; xyloglucan:xyloglucosyl transferase activity. Gene Ontology annotation, biological process: cell wall biogenesis; xyloglucan metabolic process. Gene Ontology annotation, cellular component: cell wall; apoplast. The record is from RefSeq and is a predicted model, not a curated record. NCBI's taxonomy places the organism in Eukaryota, Viridiplantae, Streptophyta, Magnoliopsida, Proteales, Proteaceae. The transcript is spliced from 4 exons.
CCUCUCUCUCUCUCUCUCUCUCUCUCUCUCUAUCCCCGUCAAUCUAUUUCUUUCUUCGUCACAGUGACUUUUCUGGGCUGAUUGCCAUUACUGUAGAGGGGUCGAGCUUCCUUCUUCUUCUCAAGAAGAGAGAGAGAGAGAGAGAGAGAGAGUUUUAUAAUAUACGAAAACAAAGAGUAGAAAGAUAACACAGUGAAGAGGAGAGAAAAAAAAAUGGUGGGUUAUCGUUUGGGGUUUUUCAUGGUUUUUUCUUUCUUGGUUUUGGCUUCUGCAUCUCCUAAGAAUCGGAACAUACCCAUCUUGUCGUUCGAUGAAGGGUAUUCUCAUUUGUUUGGGGAUAAUAAUCUCAUGAUAUUAAAGGAUGGAAAAACUGUUCAUAUGUCCCUAAAUGAAAGAUCAGGUGCUGGGUUCGUCUCUCAGGACCUUUACUUGCAUGGGUUCUUCAGUGCUUCGAUAAAGCUACCGGCAGAUUACACAGCCGGCGUCGUCGUCGCAUUUUAUAUGUCAAAUGGAGAUAUGUUUGAGGCAAACCAUGAUGAAUUGGAUUUCGAGUUUCUGGGGAAUAUUCGAGGAAAGGAAUGGAGGAUUCAGACGAAUAUUUACGGCAACGGAAGCACGAGCACCGGUAGGGAAGAGAGAUACGGUCUCUGGUUCGAUCCUUCCGAAGAUUUUCAUCAGUACAGCAUUCUCUGGGCUGAGAAUCUCAUCAUAUUUUAUGUUGAUGAAGUUCCAAUAAGAGAGAUUAAGAGGACUGAAUCAAUGGGUGGAGACUUCCCCUCCAAGCCAAUGUCCUUAUAUUCUACCAUAUGGGAUGGUUCUACAUGGGCUACCAACGGCGGAAAGUACAAAGUGAAUUACAAAUAUGCCCCUUAUAUUGCUGAAUUCUCGGAUCUGGUGCUCCAUGGCUGUGCUGUGGACCCGAUCGAAUUGUCGUCGAGGAAGUGCGACGCCGGUGAUUCACUUAAUGCCCUCAAUGUUGAAACCGGCAUCACAUCGGAGCAGAGAUCCAAAAUGCUUAAUUUCAGGAAGAAGCAAUUGCAAUACUCAUACUGCUAUGACCGGGUCCGAUACCCGACUCCACUGUCUGAGUGUGUUAUCGACCCACGUGAGGCGGAGCGGCUUCGUGGGUUUGACCCGGUUACAUUCGGGGGAGGCCGACAUCACCGUGGGAAGCGGCACCACCGGAGCAGAGCAACCAGGGCUGAGGCCAGCACCACCAUCUAGAAGAGGGAGCCUUGCCUUGAAUGAGCUUUGAAUUGGGAUGUAAUUUCUGUGUUUCUUGAUUCAUAUGGUCAGGUCUAUUUUAUUACCUCUUGUCAAUUUCAUUUAGUUGGGUCUGUUUCUGUGAAUAGAGGGGGAGAGAUUUAUUGAGGGGGCUGUGGUGGUUAGGUUACAUAGACUUCAUGUGGUAUUUCAUCUUCAUUGCUUGUUCUCUGGCCAUUUUCUAUUUGAUAAAUAUUGUUGGAUUGAUGUGCCUUCCCUUCUACCAUUUGGUGAUUCUAUGAUUUAUGUAAUUUGUACCUCCCACCUGUUUGAAUAAAUGUCAUAGACAACAAACCAGUUUUUUCUUCA